AAAAGGAACCCAAAGAGGAGGGAGACUGGAUGAAUGAAACAUCUCACUAACUGAGGAGGAAGAGUAGUUAGGGUUUAUGCAGAAAGCUGGGUUCCACUGUCUAAACCUUUAGUUGGCUCUAUGGUUGCAGGCUAACUUAUCCGUUUGAGUUUGUUGCUGCCGCGGUGCGUCUGCAUUUAAGGGCUGAAGUGUUGCUUCCAGUGAGAGUCGACUUGCAUGGUGAAGAUGCUUUUCAGUGGGUGGCUUCUCUGCAUAUUCAGCUGCGUUCACACCUGUGCUGGGUACUCACAGCUCUGCAAGUCCCACAAAAUGUGUCUGAUGGAAAGAGGACUGCUGGAUGGCAGCUCAAAGAGCCGGGUGAAAGAGCGCAGCGGUCCGAGUGUGGGACACCAGGACACGCCUCACAGAAGCCGGCUGCACCGCAGAAAAGGUACCCGAGUUCAAACAGAGGAGAUAGAACCUCGUAUAGUCCACCAUCCCUCUGACGUGGUGGUCAAACUGGGCAAUCCUGCCACUCUCUCCUGCCGGGUGGAUGGCAGCCCAAAGCCGACCAUCGAGUGGCUGCGGAACGGUCAGCCCCUGGGGACACAGAAGGGAGAUGGCCAAGUGCAACCCAUGCUUCUGUCAGAGGGCAGCCUCUUCUUUCUAAAUGUGGGGGGAGGCAGGCGUGGCCCGUCCCAUGAGGGCGUGUACGCCUGCAUUGCUAGAAACAGUGCCGGCAAGGCCAUCAGCCGCAACGCUUCGCUGUACAUCGCAGUUCUGAAAGAGGAGUUCAAUGUACAACCCAGUGAUGUGGAGGUGGCAGAAGGGGAGGUUGCUGUGUUAAACUGUGAUCCACCCAUGGGACACCCAGAACCCAAUGUCAUCUGGAAAAAGGAUGGUGUGCCCAUCAACAACACUGACCACCACUACACAAAGCUGAGUAGGAAACUGAUCAUUGAGCCUGUAGAGAAGAACCAUUCUGGGUCUUACGUCUGUGUGGCCAGGAACAUUAUGGGAGAGAGACAGAGCAGGGCAGCUCGGCUCUCCGUGUUGGCUAAACCUGUGUUAGUGCUGAAACCAGAAAAUGUGUCUGUGAGGACGGGAGAGUCUGCCCACUUCUACUGCCAAGCUAAAGGUGACCCUACUCCUGCUGUGGUCUGGAGACGAGAGCACGGGCCACUGCCCAACGGCAGGUAUCUGAUAAACCCAGACCAGACUCUGCAGCUCCAUUAUGUCACGGUGCAGGAUGCUGGGAGUUACACCUGCACUGCUGCUAAUCAUGUAGGUGUUGUCGCUGCUACUGCACAGCUUGAAGUCGAAGAAGCUCCCAACACUGAGCAGAAAGACUUGCACAGAGAGCUGUCAGCCUUACGAGUGGCUCUGGAGAACGUCACCAUCAUUGUGUCUGGGUCCAACGUAUCCCUGGUACAGUGGAAGCUUCAGUCCUUCCCGGCUCAGCCGCAUUACCUUGACGGCUUUGAGGUUCUCUAUCGCUCCCUGUUGCCUGUCAGCUCAGACUGGGCAGCAAAGAAGGUUUCACCGCCAAGCUUCCAGGCUCAGGUCGGUCCCCUGAAGAGGGGCUACAAGUAUGAGUUCAAGGUUCGUCCUUUUGGUAGCAACCUGUAUGGAAGGGAGAGCAACACGCGUCAUCUCAGAGUGCCUGAGAGAGCGCCUAGUGCCCCCCCACAGGCUGUGUCCAUCGCGGUGAACCACGAGCAGAAUAACAGCAUCCAUUUGAGCUGGGAGCCUCCUCCUCGUGAUAGCCACAAUGGUGUCAUACAGGGCUACCAGGUGUGGUGUGUGGAGUCGGAUGAGCAGCAGUAUCAGAACUGGACGGUGGACAGCAGCCGACACAGCCUGGAUAUCUCCACGCUGAAACCAGACAGUCAGUACUGGAUCACCAUGGCAGCAGUGAACGGUGCUGGAGUGGGCGCGCUCAGUGUCCCUCAUGCAUUUGCAAUCAACCCAGAGUCAGGAAGCCCCACAGACUCAGACAGCCACAAACAGGAUGCGUCUCCUCUGCUGGUCCUGCUCCAGGACCCAGUCCUGAUUGGCAGCAUCGGUGCCCUCUUGUGGUGUCUUCUGAUGAUUGCAGCUGUUUUCCUGUUCAAACGCCACAGCAGCACAGGUCACCUGUUACCUCGCCGUGGCAAGAGUACAGGUCUGCACAAACUGGCCAGUGAAGAUCUCAUCAUCAAACACAGGAUGGCGGCUCCAGAUUCUCCAUGGAUCUCUGGAAGCUGGAGACCUCCCUUCAACCAGAAAUAUCAGGACUUAUGGGCCCAGGGUCACACACAUCCUGGGAUCAGAAGCACCAGUCUCCCAGUCUCAUCCAGACCGGACGGUAGGAUCCUGGACUCCGCUGUCCCCAUUGUGACCGACAGCUGUGGAGUCUAUGGCACUUUUUAUGUGGACCUACAGGGCAGUGGCUUGAAGACCUUCAACAGUCCUGGACGCUGUCCUAAAAUGCCUCAUGGCGUGUCUCAUCAGCAAGGAGGUGAGAUGAUCCAGAUCUUCCCUCAACCCAACUCCAAGUCCUCCCCCCUGGGCAGCCAGGAAGCUCUGCCGUGGAAACAGGCCAUACGGCCGCAGCCAAAGAUGGGCGUGCUGAGGGAAUCAUGGGAAAAGAGAAACUAUGGAAAGCAAGAGCUGCAUGCAGUCAACAGCUUUCCUGUACUUUCAUCCAGAAACCAGGCCUGUCCCUCCAGUUUCUGCCAACAGAGACUCAGUCAUGUACCAGCAGGACGACAUGGUGGAGCUCCAGAGGGUGUCAGAGUUGCUGCUGGUUCUCGUUUACUGCAUUAUUCUGCCUCUCUGCACUUACUGGACCUGCUGCCCCCUCCCCCACUGAAUGCCCCAGAUGAGCCCGCAGAGAGAAACACCCUGUCCUCAGAUGAAGGUUCCAGUGACUCCACAAAGCUUACUGAGGACAUGGGCUCCAUCUCAUCAGUAAGUCCUCCAGCAGGUUAUCCUGGACAAGCCGGACUGAACGAAUGCAGCUGUGCCCCCUGCAGCCACCUGGCCAGAGCAUCAUAUUCCACUUUAAUGGAAAAGGAUCAGAGCCUUUCUCUGACAUCACAAGAAGCCACGGAGUACCUGGAGCUCAGUCCUAAAGCUGAGAGCUACAGCAGUGUCCUGCCAGAGCGCCGUCCUUCUCUGCCCCACAACUUCACCUCCACCCUGGGCAGCGUCUGUGGGCCCGUUUGCUCCGCUGAGUUGGAGGAUGCUGCUGCAGAACCUCAGCCUUUACCUGGCAGGCUGCGUCAUUCUCGCCUUCAGAGCUCACCGUCCUCCUGCUACAGUGACUGGGAUAGCUCCCUGUGGAACACCUGGAGUUCAGCUAUGAACAGCAACCUGGACAGCAACCGCACCAGCCUCAUCAGCUCAGUGGACAGCUGCUACACCAACGACAGCGCUACGUUGGCUCACCUGCUGGCUGGGGCCACAGAGUCCAUGAGUGGAGCCUCUUUGACAGACUUCUCCCCGCCGGCCUCCCCUCUCAGCGCCUUGUACCCAUCGUUCCGUCCAGACGGUGAUGCCUUCAGGGAGCUGGAGUCCGUUCCUGCGUGGGACUGGAGCGUGGCCUGGAUGGAGGAGAUGGACGCCCAGUACAGAGCCCACUAUCCCAUCAGAAGUACAAAACCCUUCAACACCUAAAGGCUCUGCAGCGCCCGUAACAACACGAGGAAGCGCUGCACCAGAUCAGACUCUUUCCUUCAGGAGAACACACAGCAGACUGACCCAACGUUGCAGUCUGAGCAUUUUUCCAGCCUGGUUCUGAAGCCUAAUUUGAGGCAAUUCCCCGACACUUCCACAGGAGGUGCACAUUUUAUGCUGUUUGUAAUAGUUUUCCUACUUUACCUCAGGGCACUUCAGCUACUACUUUGAAUCUUUGAAAUGACUUUCAUGGAGCUGUUGGAGUUUUUUACUUGAAUCAUUUCCCUGAAAAAGAGCAUAAUGACAUGUUUCCCUUGGGAAAGUCCAGAAAGACGUGAUGGACACAGGCUGAGAGAUAGUGAGACAGCAGCCUUUGAACAAAAAAAUGUCAUUCUUGUUUUUAUGUAUUUCUUGCAGGGUUUCAUUAAGAUUGUGGUUUGAGACGAUUAGAGUCUUUUGGUUUUGUUUAGAUUAAAUGCUUUACAUCCAACUUAUUCUGCAAAGGUUAAUGAAUUUUAAACAUGAUCCAAAUCAGUUUCUCUCCUAUUCUCCUCAGCACUUCUCUCUUUCAAACCUUUAUGUAAACACUGAUUGGAGUCAUUAAAUUUAUUAAAGUGAAUGUCAGGUAAACAUCUGAAAGUUCUGUAGCUAUACAGAGCAGCAACACAACAUGCUACAUAUUAUCAGCAUCACUCUCAUUCACUAACCAAUGGCAUUCUGGACACUGUCAUGCUGCUCUUUGCUUCAGAUCAGGGCUUUAAGAGAUUCACCAGCAUGCAGUAUCGACACUUCUAAAUUUUACCCCCCAGGCUUCUACCUUCAUGCCUGCCCCCUUUCAACAUGUCCACAGUUUACACCUUGCAGCCUAUUUGUUGAUUUU
Messenger RNA from Fundulus heteroclitus (mummichog), 4519 nucleotides. It is a transcript of the gene robo4, whose product is annotated as roundabout, axon guidance receptor, homolog 4 (Drosophila). Gene Ontology annotation, biological process: axon guidance; cell-cell adhesion. Gene Ontology annotation, molecular function: protein binding. Bases 217 to 3639 code for a protein of 1140 amino acids. Gene Ontology annotation, cellular component: axon; plasma membrane. The transcript has 19 exons. NCBI's taxonomy places the organism in Eukaryota, Metazoa, Chordata, Actinopteri, Cyprinodontiformes, Fundulidae. The record is from RefSeq and is a predicted model, not a curated record.